AUGAAGGGAGUACUUUCACUCUUUUCCUCGGAGAAGAUCGCUCUUGACACCCAGAACUGCAAGCGUGUAGAUGACUACGCCAAUGUGAUCGAAUCGCUCAACGUGAAUCUCAAGAACAUCCAGAAGAAGGGCCGCGGCUACCAAAAGUCUGAAGCGGCACACAUCGAUGAGGAGCGUUCGCUGCUGGGCGACAACAUGAUGGAGCUGGGCCGCAUCUUCAAGGCGGCCUACGACGAUCCCCUUUCCAUCCUUCUCGGCGAGUGCGUCACUGGCUUUGCUGAAUUCCAGCGCAGCUUCAGCGACGCCAGGAGCACCCUCGAGGGCGCCUUCGACAGGGGAGUGAUGAAGGCUGUCGACGCCUACAUCCUCGAGACCGAGAAGGCCAAGGAAUUGUUGAAGGAGCACCAGAAGAAGAUCGACGCGUACGGCGCGGCGAAGGCCAAGACCGCCAAGGAGAAGGCGGCCAAGAAGCAGAACCCCAUCAAGGUGGUUGAGGCCGAACGCGAGGAGUCGUCGGCCAAGCAGGUCCUGGAGGACAGCGAGCGCGACGUCCUGAACGCGCUCCAGCAGGUCCUUAAGAAGAACAACAAGGAAAUGCUCGCGGUGGUGACGUCGGCCUACGUGGCGGGCCUGCAG
This is a messenger RNA of Acanthamoeba castellanii str. Neff, 636 nucleotides long. RefSeq lists its product as uncharacterized. The record is from RefSeq and is a predicted model, not a curated record. The transcript has 7 exons. Lineage: Eukaryota; Discosea; Longamoebia; Acanthamoebidae. The annotation marks the transcript as partial.